GGCGAACGAAACGCUCAAUCACCAACAAAUUAUCCAAAACACCACAUUUUCCGACCUCGUUUUACGGCAAUCAUGUGUGGAAUACUUGCUGUCUUGGGUUGCUCCGACGACUCUCAGGCCAAACGGGUCCGGGUCCUCGAGCUUUCUCGCAGAUUGAAGCAUCGGGGACCUGACUGGAGCGGGUUGUACCAGCACGGUGAUAAUUAUCUUUCGCAUCAGCGCCUUGCUAUUAUCGACCCUGCUUCUGGGGAUCAACCGCUUUUUAACGAAGAUCAGACGAUCGUUGUAACGGUCAACGGCGAGAUAUACAACCACGAGGAGCUCCGGAAAAGAUUGACCGCAGCCGGUCACAAGUUCCGAACCGGCAGCGAUUGCGAUGUUAUCGCGCAUUUAUAUGAAGAACACGGGGAAGAUUUCGUCGAUAUGCUCGACGGAAUGUUCUCGUUUGUGUUGUUGGAUACGCGCAACAACACGUACAUUGCUGCCCGUGAUGCUAUCGGGAUCACAUCGCUCUACAUCGGUUGGGGACUCGAUGGUUCUGUUUGGAUAUCAUCAGAACUAAAAGGUUUAAAUGAUGAUUGUGAACAUUUUGAGGUGUUUCCACCGGGACAUUUGUAUUCCAGCAAAACGGGCGGGUUUAAACGGUGGUACAACCCGCUGUGGUUUGCGGAGACUAUCCCGUCUACACCUUAUGACCCGCUUGUUCUUCGGUGCGCGUUUGAAAAUGCUGUGAUUAAGCGGUUGAUGACCGAUGUCCCGUUUGGGGUUUUGUUAUCGGGAGGGCUGGACUCGUCGCUGGUGGCGUCGAUUACUGCUCGUUACCUGGCGGGUACGAAAGCGGCUAAGCAGUGGGGAGCUCAGCUCCAUUCGUUUUGUGUCGGGCUUGAGGGUUCGCCGGAUCUCAAGGCGGCACGAGAAGUAGCCGAUUAUUUGGGAACCGUUCAUCACGAGUUCCACUUCACUGUUCAGGAUGGAAUUGAUGCAAUAGAAGAUGUGAUUUACCAUAUCGAGACAUACGAUGUGACGACAAUCCGGGCUAGCACGCCCAUGUUCCUGAUGUCGCGAAAGAUCAAGUCUCUCGGCGUGAAGAUGGUCAUCUCGGGUGAAGGCUCGGACGAGAUCUUUGGUGGGUACUUGUACUUCCACAAGGCACCCAACAAGGAAGAGUUCCAUCAAGAAACUUGUCGCAAGAUCAAAGCGCUUCAUCAAUAUGAUUGCUUGAGAGCAAACAAGUCGACAUCCGCGUGGGGGUUGGAAGCCCGAGUCCCCUUUUUAGACAAAGAGUUCAUCAAUGUGGCCAUGAGCAUCGACCCGGAAGCCAAAAUGAUCAACAUGGAUCAGAAACGGAUCGAGAAAUGGGUACUUAGACGGGCUUUUGAGGACGAAGAGCAUCCGUAUUUACCAAAGCAUAUUUUGUAUAGACAAAAAGAACAGUUUAGUGACGGAGUUGGGUAUAGCUGGAUCGACGGGCUCAAAGCUCACGCUGAACUACACGUAACAGACAAGAUGAUGCUUCAUGCCGAACACAUCUUCCCUCACAACACGCCGGUCACAAAAGAAGCCUACUAUUACCGAAUGAUCUUUGAGCGGUUUUUCCCUCAGAAUUCGGCUAAGUUGACCGUCCCGGGUGGAGCCAGUAUAGCUUGCAGCACCGCAAAGGCCAUCGAGUGGGACGCGUCUUGGUCUAACAAUCUGGACCCCUCAGGCAGGGCUGCACUUGGAGUCCAUAAUGCUGCUUACAAGAAGAACAUGGGUCCGGUCGGUCAAGUUAAGUUAGGACCAAACAUUAUUGACAACGUGCCACGGAUGAUGGAUAUCUCUGCUUCCGAACUCGUGAUUCAGGGCUAGCGGCUUACCAUUGUAUAAGUUAUCUGUGUUUGUUAUUAAGAUAUGUUGGUUGUUAGUUACUUGUUUUGUUUUGAGUUAUGUAUAACUAUUAAGUCAAAUGUAUUGUUAUGUAAGCAUUGGCUUUUAAAUAAAUUUGUUUUUUA
Helianthus annuus (common sunflower) is the source of this 1991-nucleotide messenger RNA. RefSeq names its product asparagine synthetase [glutamine-hydrolyzing] 1. Gene Ontology annotation, molecular function: asparagine synthase (glutamine-hydrolyzing) activity. The transcript has 9 exons. Gene Ontology annotation, cellular component: cytosol. The record is from RefSeq and is a predicted model, not a curated record. Lineage: Eukaryota; Viridiplantae; Streptophyta; Magnoliopsida; Asterales; Asteraceae. Bases 73 to 1848 code for a protein of 591 amino acids.